Molecule: messenger RNA, 1081 nt
Organism: Pogoniulus pusillus (Red-fronted tinkerbird)
Lineage: Eukaryota; Metazoa; Chordata; Aves; Piciformes; Lybiidae
Product: mast cell protease 1A-like
Exons: 5
Coding region: 1-735 (244 amino acids)
Biological process (GO): proteolysis
Molecular function (GO): serine-type endopeptidase activity
Source: RefSeq, a predicted model, not a curated record
AUGUGCCAGCCCCAGCUGCUGCUGGCCCUGCUGCUGCUGCUCUCCUGCCCGUGGGCCAAUGGCAGUGCUCUGCGGGCGCAGAUCGUGGGAGGCCACGAGGCUAAGCCCCACUCCCACCCUUACAUGGCAUACCUGAAGGCAGGGCAGUAUGCCUGUGGAGGCUUCCUGGUGGCCCCUGCCUGGGUGAUGACAGCUGCACACUGCCUGCUGGGGAACAUCACAGUCAUCCUGGGGGCUCACAACAUCCGUGAGCCAGAAAGCAGCCAGCAGAUACGAGGAGUGCUCAGCUACCACCCACACCCCGAGUACAACCCCCAGACUGUGUCCGACGACAUUAUGCUGCUGAAGCUGACAGCAAAGGUCACUCUCAAUGACUAUGUCAAGACCAUUCCACUGCCCAAGACCAGCAGUGAUCUGCCCACGGGCACCAAGUGCAUCAUAGCUGGCUGGGGCUUGAUUGACAAGGAGCAAGCCACUGACAAGCUCUUUGAGACCCAAGUCUCCAUCUACAGCCGUAGGAAAUGCAUCCAGUUCUACCCAGACCUCACCAGUGGCAUGGUCUGUGCUGGCAGCUUCCAUGAGCUCAAGGAUUCCAGCCAGGGAGACUCUGGUGGGCCCCUGGUAUGCAGUAAUGUGGCACAAGGCAUCGUCUCCUUCGGGUAUGACCAACCCCCCGGGGUCUAUGCCCGCAUCUCCAACUACCUGCCCUGGAUCAAACGGACCAUGAAGAAGUAGCAGCAGCAGCAGCACUCACUCCAGCACUGCUGCAGCCCUGGAGACUGCAAUGGUUUCCUUCCUGCUCCUGCUGAAAUCUCGACCCCCUCCUCUCUCCUUGGCGACCUGCUCGGUGCACUCAGCGCUGCCCUUCCCCCUGCUCCACGGCUGCUGCGCUGUCCCAUGCCCUGCCCAUCUCUGGCAGCCAGCUCAAGGCUGUAUUCAAUCACCCUGGCAGAGACAGGGAUCAUCCCAGAUGGCACCAGAAAGAUCCUGUGCCACAGCAGACCUCACUGCCUUCAGAAGCACUCCUGUCCCUGCUUCAGCCUUGCUGCACUUCCAGCACCCUCAGUAAACUCUGCUCUGC